CGACGGAUUCAAAACCGAGAUCAGCCCUAAACCCCAAUUCUUCCCAACCAAUUGAUUCCCUCGUCGGCAAUCUGCGCCGAGACGCAAAUCCCGAUCGAUUUCGCCGCUAUCGCUCCCCGUUCUUCACCGCCGCCACGGAACCCCUCUCUAGCCUUUCGAUGAGAAGGAGCUGCCGUGGCCGAUGACUCCGGAGAAGCAAAUGGCAGCCUCGCCGACAAUCUCCCGGUCGGUGACGGAGACCGUGAACGGGUCUCACAAGUUCGUGAUCAAGGGGUACUCCCUCGCUAAGGGCAUCGGUGUCGGGAAGCACAUCGCCAGUGAUACCUUCACCGUCGGAGGGUUCCAGUGGGCGAUCUACUUCUAUCCCGACGGGAAGAACCCCGAGGACAACUCCGCUUACGUGUCCGUGUUCAUCGCCCUCGCCAGUGAGGGGACGGACGUGAGGGCGCUCUUCGAGCUGACACUUGUGGAUCAGAGUGGCAAGGGGAAACACAAGGUUCACAGCCACUUCGAUCGAUCUCUUGAGAGCGGGCCUUACACCCUCAAGUACCGCGGUAGCAUGUGGGGUUAUAAACGCUUCUUCAGACGAACGGCUCUUGAAACAUCAGAUUACCUUAAGGAUGACUGCUUGAAGAUUAAUUGUACUGUGGGGGUUGUUGUGUCUGUUGUCGACUCACCCAGAUUACAUCACAUACAAGUUCCAGAGUCUGAUUUUGGAAUGCAUUUUGGUGUGAUUCUGGAUGAACAGGAAGGUUCAGACGUUGUUUUUGAUGUUGCUGGAGAAAAAUUUCAUGCCCAUAAGUUGGUGCUGGCUGCCCGAUCCCCAAUAUUUCACACACAGUUUUUUGAUGGUUUAGAUGGUGAAAGUAAUGAAAUCAUUGUUACAGAUAUGGAACCAGCAGUUUUUAAGGCAAUCCUACAUUUCAUCUACAGAGACACUCUAGUAGACGAUGAUAUGCUUGCUACACCAAACCUUCCUGAAUCUUCUAUCUCAGACACACUGGUUGCAAAACUGUUAGCUGCAGCUGACAGAUAUAGUUUGGGAAGGCUUCGACUUCUCUGUGAGGCUCAUUUAUGCAGGGAAAUAUCUGUGAACUCAGUUGCCAGCACUCUUGCAUUGGCUGAUCGUUGUCAUGCUAUUGAACUAAAAGCUGCUUGUCUUAAAUUUGUUGCAGAAAAUCUUUCAGCUGUGAUGCGCUCGAGUGGAUUCGAGUACCUUAAGGACCAUUGUCCGUCACUGCAGUCAGAACUUUUGAAAAUAAUUGCAGGCUGCGAUGAGGACUGCAGCAGUGGUGGGAAUAACAGGAGCGUGUGGGCCGAGCUUUCGGAUGGUGAGGAUUCCAAUGGCCGUAGGGUAAGACCUCGGACCGAUACUGGAUAAAACCAACUUCUGAUAUGUACGAAUGACAAUAAAAUGUGUCUAGGAAACAGAACAGGAAAAACAUCCCUGCUGUAUCUUUACCUGAUGUUUGUUCACCGGUGAUAGUAUAGUUGCAUGAAUUGUAGGUCUAUUAAAGGCUUGAGAGUUGUAAAGAUGAAACUUGCACUAGUGGAUUAUGGAACAAGGAGGCUCCCUCUCUUUUCUGACA
Molecule: messenger RNA, 1589 nt
Organism: Musa acuminata AAA Group (dessert banana)
Lineage: Eukaryota; Viridiplantae; Streptophyta; Magnoliopsida; Zingiberales; Musaceae
Product: BTB/POZ and MATH domain-containing protein 4-like
Exons: 4
Coding region: 182-1381 (399 amino acids)
Biological process (GO): protein ubiquitination
Molecular function (GO): protein binding
Source: RefSeq, a predicted model, not a curated record